CCUACUGGCAACACAUGCAUGACUAUGAUAGGCAGUUACAGAGAUUUUCUUCACAGACUCUGGCUCCAAAGCAACACUGACAACAUCUCAAUGGUUUUGUCACCAUUCUGAAGAGUUUCUUUUUUCUUCUCCGGGGGCUCUUACAUGGAUAACACCAAUACAUUUGAGCCUUGAACUUUGACAAGCUGUGGACGUGAAUGCGGAGUAGUUUCAUACUGUGGCUGAUACAUUUGUCUCGGAUUUUAAAUUUUUUGGUGAAUUGCUUCAGUGGGCGAUGACUUCCAGAAGGCCAAUGACUCGCUCUUAUUCUGGCAAUGGGAGGACAAGCAGCUUCAGUGAAGAUGAGGGCGGCUCUUCCAAUGGCCGUUCAGAAAGCCGCAAUACUUACCUCUCAAAUGUUAGGCCAGAAAACAGGAGCACAUUGUGUAGCAUCAUGGCUCAGCUGACCGAGGACAUUCAGCCUUCCUUCGAGACCACCUUGAAAUCAAAGGCAGUGUCAGAAAACUGUAAUGUGAAGUUCGCCUGUGUGGUAUCGGGUUACCCAGCUCCAGAACUGAAAUGGUACAAAGACGAUAUGGAAAUGGACCGCUAUUGUGGACUCCCAAAAUAUGAAAUUCGUCGUAAUGGAAAAACCCACACCCUCCAUAUUUACAACUGCACAUUGGAUGAUGCAGCCAUCUAUCAGGCCUCAGCCAGCAAUAGCAAAGGUAUUGUCUCCUGCUCGGGAGUUUUGGAGGUCGGCACCAUGAAUGAAUUCAAGAUCCACCAGAGGUUCUUUGCCAAGCUGAAGCAGAAAGCAGAGAAGAAGAAGAAGGAAUUGGAGAAGGGGGAUAAAGAAAACAUUCAUAAAGAGCAGCCACAGAGUAGCCCAGAGCAUCCUCAAAGGAAGCGGCAUGUCCCACCACCAGAGGAGAGGCCAGCGGUCAAGGAGCCCGAGGCUGUGGAACAACUAGGAGCUGCUGUAGAACCUAAUGGAGUUAGCGCUGAAGCCAAGGAAACAGCCCCUGUGCCAUCCAUAGACAGUGACUUGGAACAGGCCAAAAAGAAAAUAAGGAUCUCAAAUGGUGUAGAUGCUGGUCUUAAUAGCAACAGCAGCAGUAGCAGAAGCCACAUAAUGGGGAAUGGAGGUGAAAACUGUUAUGAUGGAGGAAUCAGUUUGGCACAGUUUCUGGCAGAUACUCUGCAGUCCCAGGCUGCUGAGGAGAAACAGAACUCAUCCGGAGGGGAGAAACCCAAAGAGAUGGAUAUGCCUAUUGUAAGUUCCAGUAGAGAAAAAGAGAGGAUGCAAAAAGACAGGGAAGAACAAGUAAAGGGACUAAAGGUAGAGUAUGAGAGAGAGAAAAUGAGAGAAGAAGAACUGGCCAUAGAGAGGGAGAAAGAAAGGGAAAGGCCGUUGGAGAUGUCACAUACAGUACCCUACACAAAACAUGGUUCGGAGGUCAAACAACACAGCAAGGCUCAUAAGGACCACGACCACCACCACAUCCAGGCGUCCAUCUCCUCUAUGCUCCACACAGUCAAAGACUUCCUCUUUGGUAAGAGUAAGAAGGACUCUCAUGAUCGCCUUGAGAAUAAGGAGAGAGAAUUUGACCACUCACCUGCCUCAGCGCAAGGUCCUCAACCGGAAAUGCCACCAUCAUUUCAACUGCAACCGGAGCAUAAUAAAGUGUGCAAGCCUCCCACAGAGGACGUCGUGCCUAUGGAAAUGGAUAUACCAAAGGAGCCUUCAGGAACUGUGGAUAUAGCAAAACAGUUAGUAUCGCUGGAGCCACAUGAACAUAAGCAUGAAGACAGUGUUCUACACACAAACCUGCCACCGGCUCACACAUUGCCAACUGAGAGCGUAGAGGAGUCCACAGGGCAGAGUAUCAAGGACGCUGGAGAUGCUGUGGAAACCAUGGAGGUGUCUGUGGGGCCAGAGAGCAGCAGUCCAGGUGAAGAAACGUCAUUGUCUGGGCUUCAAGUUCUCACUGAGGCUGAAGAGAAAGCUUCUCAUGUAGUCUCAAUUAUCAAAGAGGUUCCUGUACAUCAGCAAGAGCCAGAUCGCCUAAUAGUCUCACCACAGCCAAAUCAACAGACUGCAAGAGAUGAGUCUUCACCCAGGGAAGAUAUAUCUGUCUUGACACAGACCAAAGUCUCUUAUGAAGAAAAAGUCUCCCACACAAUCACCCUGGCUAGUUUGGCAGACAGCUGGACUCCCCCUUACAAUGCUAUCUCGGCAUCAGACAGCCACGCCCUUGGAGAAGCACCCACUGAAACUUUGCAAGAAAAGGAAAUGAGUGUUGAUAAGAUGGACAAAGAUGAACCUGACACAGGGGAGGGCCGUUCUUUUGAGUUAUGUGCGGUAGAGAAAGAUGAAGUGAAAUCAUACAAACAGCCAUGCCCAGAUAUAAACAGGUCUGAGAUUACUGAAUUAACAUCUUCACUGGAAGAGAGAAUAGAGCCAUGUGACUCUAAAACACCAGAUCAGGUGCUUUCGACUCUGCCUGCUGUAGCAGCAUACUGUGUAGAGAGAGAUGAUGUAAAAGAAGAGGCUGAAUGUUCUUCAGUGAUUCAGGAAAUGAAUGUGGGAUUUCCGCCCAAUGUGGCCACAGAUAGUUUAGAGACGGUUGACCUAAAAACACAGCAAGAAUGCAUUUCUUCUAAAGCAGAGGAAAGCUCAGAAGUUCACAAUCUAAGUGCAAUACAGAGUUCAAACUCAGGUUUUAGAAGCAGAGAAGAGAGACAUGAAUUGAAAGAGGUAUUGAUUUCUGCUUUAGAGGAAGAUUUAAAAGUUAACUUGUGUAACAAUCUAAAAACACAAGAGCAGGUCAUUUUAGAUGGUGAGAUCACUGAAGCAAGGAAUGAGAAUUUACAGUCUGAAGUGGAGACAGGAAAGAGAAAUCCAAUGAAAGUAGAGGAGUUGGCUGAAUCGAAGAGCCUUUCAGUAAUGCAAAACAAGGGAAAUGGUGCAAUUCUUUUGGAGGAACACAUAAAUGUUGCACCUCAGGAUAGCAGUGAGAACAAGGAGAGGGCCUGGCCCUCAGAGAAUAUUCCACAAAUCCAAAUAUCUACUGUUGAAGACAACCCAGAUUUUAAACCCACUGUUCCACAUGUGCAACCAAAUGAACAUUUUAUAAUCCCCAAAAUUGAAAUAAUGGAGCCUGAGUUCAAAGAGUGCACUCUGCCUCUAACUAUUUUGGCACUAAAGAAGCAAGAAUCAGUUCCUGCUACUUUGCAAGAACAUGAUGCAACUCAUUUGUCAACAGGAAUAAUACAAGACCAGAGGGUGUCUGACUGUCCAAGCUUGUUUCCCACACAGAAAGGUAUGCAGAAUGAUUAUAACCCCUCACCUACAGAGAAGGUAAAGGAAGUUGCGCAAUUAAGUGACAAGACAGAAAUGUCUGAGGAGGAGCAGCCACUUGUGAGAAGCAGUGAACAGCUCCCUCAGAGGGACUACGCAUCAAUUCCUGUUAUAAAUCUUUCAUGUACUCAUGACAAGGAGAAUGAUAUAAUUGUAAACACCCAUGUUUCAGACACACUGCAGCCUUUUGAAACCCCUGUGGUGCCUUUGUGUGUGGUGCCACCGAUCUCUGUCAUUUGUCAUGAAAGGGAUUCUGGAUUCACAAUGCCCAGUCAAAGUGAGUGGACAGGAACAGAAACUUCAGCUAUUACGCAAAGGGGAACAAAGCAGGAACAUGAUGUUGACAAUAAUAUGACUACUAAACCUGGAAAAACUCAAAGUAGAAAGCAGAACCUAGAACAAAUGGCAGAUAAAAGCAUAAAAGAGAACACUUCUUCUAUGCCUAAUGAAGCUUUAAUGACAAAGGUCAGUGACAAAGUGCCAUCAUUCAGUAAAACAACAGAAGACAACAUUGUCCCUGAUAUAUUGAAGACAAAACCCAAGAUUGAGAAUUCUGUGUUUAUUGAAGACCUCCAAAAAAGCAAAUCGCCUGUCGAGAGACUCUGCCCUAAACCCCUGACACGUCCAUCACUUAGUCCAGCCAGCCUUCGCAAAUUCAUGUCCAAAGUUGCUCCAGACUCAGACAAUGAGGCUGUGACGGCUGUCCCUGUAAUCACUGUGGGCGACCGCCCAAGUGACAAGGCAGACGACGAUCUAAGUGGAGGCUCAACACCAACAUCAUCCCUCUCCUGUGAAAGCAGUCCCCGGCUGAAACGCAGAGACAGCCUGUCGCUCAUACGCUCUGCCACGCCUGAAGAGUUGGCCUCCGGAGCUCGUCGCAAAAUCUUCAUCCCAAAACCUAAAGAGGAUGGAGAAGGAGCAGUGGUUGGUGCUCUAGAUACUCUAGGCAAGAAGGAAAUACCCCACAUGUCACCCAGCCAGACUCGCAGAGCAACAUUACUACAAGCUCCCACUGGACAAAAUACCCCACCAACGGAGAGGCGUUCGCCGCUGCUAAGCCGCAGAAAGGUCACCUUGGAGGUGCCCAAAGUCCUGGAGGAGAUUCCCACAGAAGAGCCAGUCAGCACCAAACAAGAGGAGAAACCAGCUGAAAAGAAGCUAGACCCUUUGAAAGCUCCACAGGUCAUCCGUAAGAUCAGGGGAGAGCCAUUCCCAGAUGCCUCCGGACACCUGAAGCUGUGGUGCCAGUUCUUCAAUGUGCUCAGCGACUCCACCAUUAAGUGGUACAGAGAUGAGGAGGAAAUACUAGAGGUGAAGAGAAGAGUGUCAUCCCAUGACCUUCUGUCAUUCUCACAAUCUCACUGCAAAGACGUCCAAGCUUAUGUGACUGUGAACCCUCACAGCUGUGACACAGGAAGUGGAGGAGAUGAAAGCCAAGUGGCACUGGCUGUUGUUCUAGCAUCCAGCCAAGACUGUGGGGUAUAUGGCUGUUCGAUCAAUAACGAAUACGGGACUGACAUCACUGACUACCUGCUCAGUGAAGACAUUCUGUCUGAGAUACUACUAAGAGAUGACUUGGAAGUUGGAGAGGAGAUCGAGAUGACCCCACUGCUGUUCACCAAAGGCCUGGCCGACUGUGGCAACUGGGGUGAAAAGUACUUUGGCCGUAUCAUGACAGAGGCGGCGGACAUCGGGGACGGCUGCGCUCACAAAGCUAGCAGAGUGAAGGUCAUUUACGGCCUGGAUCCCAUCUUUGAGUCUGGAAGCGCCUGCAUCAUCAAAGUCAAAAACCCCAUCGCCUACGGGACCAAACAGGAGAGCAACCUUGCAGAGAGAAAUCUAGAGAUUACUAAGAAAGAAUGCAAAGUACAAAACAUGAUUCGAGAAUACUGCAAAAUCUUUGCAGCUGAAGCAAGAGUUAACGAGAACUUUGGCUGUUCACUUGAAGUGAUUCCUCAGUAUCUGAUGUACCGGCCAGCAAACUCUGUGCCUUAUGCCACAGUGGAGUCUGAUCUCAAGGGUGCCUUCCUCAAGUAUUGUAUGAUGGAUCCUAAAGGAAAGCUGAUUACACGAACUGUUUCUGAGAUGGAGCAGAAAUGUAGCUCCUUCCAGCACUGGAUUCAUCAGUGGACUCAUGGCAAUUUGCUGGUCACUCGGAUGGAUGGUGUUGAAACGAAGAUUACAAAUGUUAGAGUUGUGACCAAGUCAAAAGGAUACCAAGGGCUAACAGAGUAUGGCUCUCCUGAAGUAUUCGAACAGUUCCUGACACACCAUCAAUGCAACUACUACUGUGGACUUCUCGGCCUGCAUCCACUCAAAACUAUGGAUAGUCUGCAGCAGCCGACCAAGAUGAAGGGUUCCCGGAGCCCCCUGCUCAACCGUAAGGUUGGCUCUAACAGCCCACAGCUGCAGCGGAAAGGACAAAGUCCUCAGAUGUCUAGAAAGACAAAUUCUAGCCCAAAGGUCACAAGAAAAAAUCAGGAGACAGAGGACAAUAAAUCUGAUGUCAAAUGCAAGCCUGCAGAAACUGCUGAUGUUCUUGAAGUGAGAUAGGAAAAAGCGCUUCUUUUGUGUCAAGAAAGAUUUUAUUGCUGUUAAUGGUUUAGUUUACUUGUUUCUUUCCAGUUACCAAAGCCAGCAAGGACUUUAUAGAGAUAUUAAGAAGAGGAAUAGCUUGUUGACUUGACUUGUCAUUAAGAAUUACUGUGAAUUUCUCAGUCGCCACUACAAUUGCAGUAUGAGACGUCCACCCUCCAGCUUCUUACUGUAGUUAAAAGGUUUAUGAGAAUGUUUGGAGCAAUGAGCGCAGGGUUUUUAACCUUGCAGCUCACACGCUUAGCUUAAACAGUAUGAAAAGCAACACUGGGCUACUUUAGAGUUGACAUACCACUAUUAAAUAGUUUGAAACAACUCUCCUAGCAAUAUUUGUCAACUCAAAUCAGCUGUACUUCACACUGUAGAAUUUGUAGUGAAGUUUUGCUCUUUUCUUGAAAUAACAUUUUGAUUUAAAGAAUUUUGGAGAAUAAGACCACAGCCACAGAGGAGGUUGAGGUUUGUUAUUAAAGGCUGCACGUUCAUCUGUGAUGUACAGUAUGUGUGUAGGCAUAAAGUUUAUUUUAGAGUUGUUUAUGGUUUGCAUUAGAACUGCCUAUGCAGCAUUUCUUUACACGCCAAGGUCAAAGAUGUUUGUGUGCACUUUGUUUUGGCAUUACUUUUUAGUAGUUUUUGAGUACUUUGUUGUGUCUGUGUCUUUAAACCGUCCUUUUACAGUAUGUCAGAAUGAAUGUUGUUGCAUGCCACAGUCAAAGCAAUGAGCAGUCAUGGGAUUACUAGUAAACUCUUUAACUAUGGUAUGCUCACGCUCAUUAACAAGUGUGUUCCCACCAACAAGGAAAGAUGUUGAAUGAGUUCCUCACAGUUAUUUGGACUGUGGGUUAAAAGCACACUAAACAAAAUAACCAAAAGAGCAUGCUAGGGACUUUCAGAAGCCUAUUGAUCACUAAGUACGGCUCACUGCAUGAAAUCUGUUUUAAGUUAAGUUUUACAGCAUCUGACAAUCACGUUUUGCUUUAGCAUUGCCUAUUUUUUUGCUGGCUUUAAGUUGCAAAGCCAGCAUAGUUUGAACAUAAAUUAUAAUCUAAAUUCCAAUGAAAACUAUUCAGCUAUCUCGUGUUUGCAGAGGCAUUUAUGGUUAAAAGUCACUUGCCUUUGACAAAUAAUAAAAAAACUGACAAGAAAUUUUUAGGAAUUUCUGUAAUAGAUUAUUGGUUAAUGAUUAAUGAAAGUCUUCAUAUGAGUGCAGUUAGCCCCUCUUAAACAUCAGCUGCCAUUGCUUAAAAAAACUGUAACUGUAAUUGCAUGAUAGUCUAUGAUAGAAACCCCAAAUUCAAAAAGAUGUUGAAAUGACCCAGCAUAUAACAGUGAAAACAGUGAAUUGUAAUGUUAAGGUGUGAUAUCAUGCAAACAAACUGUUGUAUUCUGUUUAUGUGUACAUACAUAUACAUACAUACAUACAUACAUACAUACAUACAUGGAGUCAAAGGACUAAAUAUGUGAAGUAGUGAGAAUUAAAAAUUGUAAACGUUUGAGUGAGUGUGUGAGAAAUGAAUGAGCAAAUAAGAAAGAAGAAUAAAUGUGUGUUAACAAUGUGUGUUGUCUUUGUUAUGUCAGCAAAUUUUUUUUAAAAAUAAAUGCAAAUGUAUAAAA
Molecule: messenger RNA, 7549 nt
Organism: Micropterus dolomieu (smallmouth bass)
Lineage: Eukaryota; Metazoa; Chordata; Actinopteri; Centrarchiformes; Centrarchidae
Gene: alpk3a
Product: alpha-kinase 3a
Exons: 15
Coding region: 275-5896 (1873 amino acids)
Biological process (GO): protein phosphorylation; cardiac muscle cell development
Cellular component (GO): nucleus
Molecular function (GO): ATP binding; protein serine/threonine kinase activity
Source: RefSeq, a predicted model, not a curated record